CACCAACGAUAUUAUAAAGAACCCAGUAAUGUCUUCUACGAUAACCAGCAUUUUGUCUCCACCGACCUCAGCACCCACCAGCGCCCCACCGCCCAUAACGCAACUUCUACCUAUCUUGCGCACCACAGGCUCCAAGCUCUUUUCUGCAUUGUCGUAUCUUGCCCAGUUUCUAUACAGCUCAUCUGGCAUAUUCCUGCAACCUCUGCACAUCCUACUGCCUGUUGCGCUUUGGCUUCUCGCCCCAGCGAUAAUUCUCUUCGACAUCAUUCUAGAUGCAUUAGUAUUCACACCAUACAACUUGGUAUCGGGCGCUUUAUCCAUUUUCUACCCGCUAUAUGUUUUUUGCGGCGCCGCUUGCAUCAGCGGUCUAGCUAUCGGAGUAGUUGGUCGGACGCUUGUUUCAUUGCUCACCAAAGCUAUUGGAAGUGGGCAGAACCACGCUUCUGAAGUAACCUCGCCGGUUUCUCCUCUCUCACCCCUGGAACCUCAGCCACUGAGGAGGCGUAGAAGUCGACAGGGAAAGGCGGAGUGAUGCCCUUCUAUCUGAUGCGCGUAGGCGUUUUUCUGCUAUGCGUAUGUUAGUAUACAAUGUAUCUAAUUGGCACGUGAGUUGACUGCACUGUCUCCGUAUUCACAGCAAUUUCAUCAAGUUCCUUUAGCUCUGAUAGUAUCCACAGAUUUGAUCUGUCUCCAAACCCCGCCAUACUCUGUACACUACAUAUUAUUUCGUCAUCGUGUAAUCCGAUCAGAAGGCUAAGAAGCAUUUUCUACCUUCUCUCCACCAGUUGUUCCGAGAAGUUCGCAG
Serpula lacrymans var. lacrymans S7.9 is the source of this 805-nucleotide messenger RNA. RefSeq lists its product as uncharacterized. The record is from RefSeq and is a predicted model, not a curated record. Lineage: Eukaryota; Fungi; Basidiomycota; Agaricomycetes; Boletales; Serpulaceae. The coding region runs from base 29 to 532 and encodes 167 amino acids. The transcript has 2 exons.